AUGAGUGUCUCCAGCUCUUACCAGAAGCAAGCGCGAGCAUUGCUCGCCAAAUUAGCAGCACAGUGCUCUUCAAUCUCGGGAAAAGGGUUCGGGUCAAUGUCUUCUUCAUUAUAUGAUACAGCAUGGCUUUCUAUGGUGAAAAUUCCCAAGACGAAGUCUGGAAACAACUCAGCUAGCGUGUGGUUGUUUCCAGAAUGCUUUGAGUUUGUGUUGGCACAACAGCUACCGUCUGGUGCUUGGGAGUCUUAUGCCACGCCAGUCGAUGGAAUUUUGAAUACAGCAGCAGCCCUACUAUCUCUGGUUCGGCACUUGCAGGUUCAGCCUGACAGCCAUGACUGGCAGCUCAGAUCCCAGAAAGCUCAGGUUGCACUCAAGAAGUUAUUGAAUGAAUGGGACAUGGACUCGACGGACCAGGUUGGGCAGGAGAUUCUGAUUAUUUCACUCCUGGGUCUACUUGAAGGCGAAGGUGUUUCGAUAAAAUUUCCACAACUUAGUGCUCUGCGCGCUGUGCGAGAUGCCAAGCUGGCCAAGAUUCCGCCUUCGACGAUUUACAAAAUGAAAUCCACUUUGUAUCAUUCUCUCGAAGCUUUUAUCGGCCACAUUGAUUUUGACAAUGUCAGUCAAUGGCGAGAGCGAAAUGGUUCAAUGAUGAACUCUCCUGCAGCUACGGCUGCAUAUCUGAUGAACGUUUCAGUUUGGGACCCUCGGUCCGAAUCCUACCUUAGAGACGUCGUAAGUCGAGAUAAUGGGAUUCACGGUGGGGGUGUGCCAUGUGCCUGGCCAACGACUAUAUUUGAAAUCAGUUGGGUCAUCCCCACACUUGCGGCAGUCGGUGUGUCGGCAAACCCGUCUGAUACAUCAGUACUUAUAAACCUACUACAAAAUACACUGGAGCAACAGAAGGGACUUCUUGGUUUUGCUCCCGGGAUCUUGCCAGACGUGGAUGACACGUCCAAGGGCUUGGAGACCUUGUGUUACCUAGGUCAUAGCAGCAGCGCCGAAGGCGUUAUUCAGGCAUUCGAAGGCAAAGAACACUUUUUGACAUAUCGGGGAGAACGUAACCCUAGUUUUAGUGCCAACUGCAAUGUUCUCAUCUUCUUUUUGGACCGGGACGACCGCGCUCAGUACGUGCCGCAGAUUAGCAAAACAGUCCAGUUCCUGGCAAGCCAAGCAUUCAACGAGAACGUGAAGGAGAAAUGGCACCGUAACAAUCUAUAUUGGAUGAUGCUGAUGGCCCGCGCUUUCGAUCUCCUCUACCGCAAUGGAGAGGUUGCUCAGAUGGUAUUUGAAGAGAAUCCCAGUCUAAAGGAGCAAAUACCCAUGAUUUUGCUUCAGAUCCUUAUGCGCAUACUUAAUACUCAGCAAAAGAAUGGUUCUUGGGCUGGAGUUUGCGAAAUAACGUCAUACAGCAUCUUAGCUUUAUCAUCGUUGCUCAAAUUGCCUUUUGUUAGACAACUAGAUAAGGGAAAGAUCAUAUCCUCUGUCGCCUUGGGGAAGUCUUUCCUCCAUUCACACAGAGACGAAUGGACUAAAGGCCAGUAUAUGUGGAUUGAAAAGGUGACAUACAGUUCGGGCAUACUAAGCGAAGCAUACUGCUUGGCUGCCUCGCUAGUCGAAGUACCUUUCUUGGUGGAACCCGAAACCGUUUCUAUGAUCGGAGCGUCCCUGGAAGGCAAAGGGUUCCUAGUUCCCGAAAAAGUCCUGAUGGAUAUGCACAAGACCGGGGAUCUUAUGGCUCUCACUGCUCUGUUCCGUGACACAAAACCAAGCACCUUCCAGAUUGCCGAGAUGCAGGCGUGCUUUGCUCUGCAAUCCUUGCAGCGGCACCCGACCAACAUCUUCCCACGGACAGCAAAGGGCAAAGACAAGUACGUCUUUAUCAUACCGCUAGCACUCAUAUUAUGUGCAGCGGCCCGUGGCUGCUGCACCAGUCUCUCCGUUCUGUACGAGAUGAUGGUAUUGUCUAUCUUGAAUUUCCACGCAGACGAGUAUAUGGAGGGCAUUAUAGAAAGAUACUUUGAAACAGAUUUAGAUUCUGUUCGCCAAGUUGUUAGGCAACUCUUUACGGAUCCCCACAUCACCCCUCAGAGCAAUGUAGCCAAUUGUAAGACCAAAGACUUGAACAAUGGCCAUGAUGAGGCUGAUUUUAGUGUAAAAAACGUUGGAUCGUCUUCUAACAGCCAUAUUGAUGGUAUUUUUGACCCAGGCCAGAAAACCGGCUUGGGAGAUAGGCCCUCGCUGGAGAAUGUGAAGAGUGUGCUCUCUCAAUUCAAAAGGCAGAUCAUGGAACACCCGGCUGUCCUAUCAAGUCCCGGCCGGCUCCAAGCGCGGCUUGCUUCAAAUCUACAGACCUUCCUCCUAGCGCACAUCAUGCAGGCCGAAGACAACUAUCGUCUACGUGCACAAUCGAGACCUCAUGAGAAUGGGAGUAUCCAUAAUGGAGGCGAUUAUGCCCACGAGGUCAACAAAAAUCAGCCUCUACAGUACCGCAAUCCGAAUCGAUCCUUCUACUCCUGGGUGCGGGGUACUUCGGCCGACCACACCUCUUGCCCGUUCUCCUUCAUCUUCUUUGAGUGUCUAGUACUCCAUGCCUUAUCUAGCACCAAGCAGACUCGCACUAUCGGCACAUUAGUCUCUGCACGAACUACAUAUCUUUCUGAGGACGCCUGUCGUCACCUGUCCAGCCUUUGUCGCAUGUACAACGACUAUGGAUCGCUAUCACGCGAUGCGGAGGAGCGUUCCCUCAACUCCGUCGGCUUUCCCGAGUUCUGGGAUUGCGCUGAGAAAACUGAAUUCGCCAGUAACGAUGUCAAGUCGGAGCUCCUGUGGAUUGCUGAGUAUGAACGGCGCGGGCUAGAUAUGGCGAUGACAUUGUUGGAAAAGGAACUGGGACAUGGCGACCUGAUGGAUGCUCUACGACUAUUCGUCGAUGUUACGGAUCUCUAUGGUCAGAUAUAUGUGUUGAAGGAUGUUGGCACGCGCACUCAGUAA
Molecule: messenger RNA, 2991 nt
Organism: Botrytis porri
Lineage: Eukaryota; Fungi; Ascomycota; Leotiomycetes; Helotiales; Sclerotiniaceae
Exons: 5
Coding region: 1-2991 (996 amino acids)
Biological process (GO): diterpenoid biosynthetic process
Molecular function (GO): terpene synthase activity; magnesium ion binding
Source: RefSeq, a predicted model, not a curated record